UGCUGCUAGCUCCGUUACUUACGGGCAACAGGCGUGUUCUAGCGACUGAUGAAUGGCUGAAAGUAAAGGGGUGUGAAGACGUGUAUGCACUUGGUGAUUGUGCCACUAUAGAUCAGCGUAAAGUCAUGGAAGAUAUUGUAAGUAUAUUUAAGGCCGCAGACAAGGACAACUCUGGUACCCUUACCAUUGAUGAGGUCAAAGAUGUGGUUGAAGACAUUAUCAUUCGGUACCCCCAAGUGGAGCUCUAUCUAAAAAGCAAGCAUCUGGACGACGUGAUGGAUCUAUUGAAAGAUUCUGAAGGAAAUUAUAGAAAGGAGAUCAAUAUUGAAGAAUUUAAGUUAGCUAUUUCUCAAGUGGAUUCACAGAUGAGGAGUCUUCCUGCAACUGCUCAGGUUGCUGCUCAACAAGGUGCAUAUCUUUCUAGAUGCUUUAACCUUAGAGAGGGGUCCAAAACUAAUCCAGAAGGCCCUCUCCGAUUUAUAGGCUCUGGGCGGCAUGAAUUUCGUCUCUUCCGGUACAGGUAUUCCGGGCAAUUUGCACCUUUGGGCGGAGAGCAGACAGCAGCAGAACUGCUGGGCGACUGGGUUUCCGUAGGUCACAGCACACAGUGGCUCUGGUAUUCUGUUUAUGCAAUGUGGUCAUUACUCUUUCCAUGAAUUGCA
Molecule: messenger RNA, 662 nt
Organism: Ilex paraguariensis (yerba mate)
Lineage: Eukaryota; Viridiplantae; Streptophyta; Magnoliopsida; Aquifoliales; Aquifoliaceae
Source: the annotation of a GenBank genome assembly